This is a messenger RNA of Mesocricetus auratus (golden hamster), 3674 nucleotides long. It is a transcript of the gene Eln, whose product is annotated as elastin. Gene Ontology annotation, molecular function: extracellular matrix structural constituent. The record is from RefSeq and is a predicted model, not a curated record. Bases 105 to 2741 code for a protein of 878 amino acids. NCBI's taxonomy places the organism in Eukaryota, Metazoa, Chordata, Mammalia, Rodentia, Cricetidae. The transcript has 37 exons.
CCCUCUCUCCCUCCCUCCUUCCCUCACAGCAGCCUACCAGGCAGCAAUUACGCUUUGGGGAUAAAACGAGGCUCAGAGAGCAGGCUGGGGCAGUCCUCCCCGAGAUGGCGGGUUUGACAGCGGCAGUCCUGCAGCCUGGCGUCCUGCUGAUCUUCUUGCUCAACCUCCUCCAUCCCGCGCAGCCUGGAGGGGUUCCAGGAGCUGUGCCCGGGGGAGUUCCUGGUGGAGUCUAUUAUCCAGGAGCUGGUAUUGGAGGCCUGGGAGGAGGAGGAGGAGGAGGAGCUCUGGGACCUGGAGGAAAACCUCCUAAGCCAGGCGCAGGUCUUCUGGGAGCAUUCGGAGUAGGUCCUGGAGGACUUGCUGGCCCUGGGGCAGGUCUGGGAGCCUUUCCUGCCGGCACCUACCCAGGGGCAGGAGGUCUGGUGCCUGGAGGAGCAGCAGGGGCUGCUGCAGCUUACAAAGCUGCCGCCAAAGCCGGGGCUGGGCUUGGUGGAAUUGGAGGCGUUCCUGGUGGUGUUGGAGUUGGUGGCGUCCCUGGUGGUAUUGGAGUUGGUGGCGUCCCUGGUGGUGUAGGAGUUGGUGGCGUCCCUGGUGGUGUUGGAGUUGGUGGUGUCCCUGGUGGCUUAGGAGUAUCAACAGGUGCCGUGGUGCCUCAAGUCGGAGCUGGAGUCGGGGCUGGAGUCGGAGCUGGAGGGAAGCCUGGAAAAGUUCCCGGUGUUGGUCUCCCAGGUGUGUACCCAGGUGGAGUGCUCCCAGGCACAGGAGCUCGGUUCCCAGGUGUGGGGGUGCUCCCUGGCGUUCCCACUGGCACAGGAGUCAAGGCCAAGGUCCCAGGUGGCGGUGGAGCUUUCGCUGGAAUCCCAGGGGUUGGGCCCUUUGGGGGACAGCAGCCUGGUGUCCCCCUGGGUUACCCCAUCAAAGCACCAAAGCUGCCAGGUGGCUACGGACUGCCCUAUACCAAUGGGAAGUUGCCCUAUGGCGUGGCCGGUGCCGGGGGCAAGGCUGGUUACCCGACAGGAACAGGGGUUGGAUCUCAGGCGGCAGCGGCGGCAGCUAAAGCAGCCAAGUAUGCAGGCGCUGGAGGAGCUGGAGUUCUCCCUGGUGUUGGAGGGGGUGGCAUUCCUGGCGGUGCUGGUGCAAUUCCUGGGAUUGGAGGUAUUGCAGGUGCUGGAACUCCCGCAGCAGCUGCUGCUGCAAAGGCUGCAGCUAAGGCUGCUAAGUAUGGAGCUGCUGGAGGCUUAGUACCUGGUGGACCAGGAGUUAGGGUCCCAGGUGUUGGAAUCCCAGGUGUUGGGAUCCCAGGUAUUGGUGGUAUUCCAGGUGCUGGUGGUAUCCCAGGUGUUGGUGGCAUCCCAGGUGUUGGUGGCAUCCCAGGUGUUGGGGGCCCUGGUAUUGGAGGCCCAGGCAUUGUGGGUGGACCAGGGGCUGUGUCACCAGCUGCUGCUGCCAAAGCUGCUGCCAAAGCUGCCAAAUAUGGAGCCAGAGGUGGAGUUGGUAUUCCAACAUAUGGAGUUGGUGCUGGGGGCUUUCCUGGCUAUGGUGUUGGAGCUGGAGCUGGACUAGGAGGUGCAAGCCAAGCUGCUGCUGCUGCCGCCAAAGCUGCCAAGUAUGGUGCUGGAGGAGCCGGAACCCUGGGAGGCUUGGUGGUGCCAGGUGGAGGACCAAUUGCAAUGCCAGCCGCAGUGCCAGGUGUGCCAGGCACUGGUGGAGUGCCAGGAGCAGGUACCCCUGCAGCUGCAGCUGCUGCCGCCGCCGCCAAGGCAGCCGCCAAAGCGGGCCAGUAUGGUUUGGGCCCUGGCAUUGGCAGAGUUCCUGGUGGCGUUGGAGUUGGCGGAGUUCCUGGUGGCGUUGGAGUUGGCGGAGUUCCUGGUGGCGUUGGAGUUGGUGGAGUUCCUGGUGGAGUUGGCCCUGGUGGCGUCACCGGUAUCGGAACUGGUCCAGGCAUCGGCCUUGUACCUGGUGGCAUUGGAGGAGCAGGGACACCGGCUGCUGCCAAAUCUGCUGCUAAGGCAGCCGCCAAAGCUCAGUACAGGGCUGCUGCCGGGCUUGGAGCAGGUGUCCCUGGAUUUGGGGCUGGUGCAGGUGUCCCAGGAUUUGGGGCAGGUGCUGGUGUCCCUGGAUUUGGAGCUGGGGCUGGUGUCCCUGGAUUUGGGGCUGGAGCAGUCCCUGGAUCCCUGGCUGCAUCAAAAGCUGCUAAAUAUGGAGCAGCAGGAGCUGGUGGCCUAGGGGGUGCUGGAGGUCUCGGAGGUGCUGGUGGCCUUGGAGGACCUGGGGGUCUCGGUGGGGCUGGUGUUCCAGGUGGUGUAGCAGGAGCUGCGCCUGCUGCUGCUGCUGCCGCCGCCAAAGCUGCUGCCAAGGCUGCCCAGUAUGGCCUUGGGGGAGCAGGAGGACUGGGAGCCGGAGGACUGGGAGCUGGUGGACUGGGAGCCGGUGGACUGGGAGCCGGCGGAGCAAUCCCCGGCGGUGCUGCAGGUGUUGGAGGUGUGUCCCCAGCUGCAGCUGCUAAAGCAGCCAAAUACGGUGCUGCUGGCCUUGGAGGUGUCCUAGGAGCCAGGCCAUUUCCAGGUGGAGGAGUGGCAGCAAGACCUGGCUUUGGACUUUCUCCUAUUUACCCAGGUGGUGGUGCUGGGGGCCUGGGAGUUGGUGGAAAACCCCCAAAGUCCUAUGGAGGAGCCCUUGGGGCCCUGGGAUACCAAGGUGGGGGCUGCUUUGGGAAAUCUUGUGGCCGGAAGAGGAAGUGAUCUUCUGGAGACCCCUGACUCGCGACCUCAUCAACGUUGGUGCUACUGCUUGGUGGAGAAUGUAAACCCUCUAUGACCACCCCCCACUCCAUCCCCUUGAGCCCCACCUGGGAGGGGACAACAGGCCAAUGGCCUUGGAAACCCACAGGACAAGGAAAUCAGACAGCAGCGGCCACGUACCCCCUAACCGGAAAUGUCCCCCCUACAUCAGAGGCCAGGGUGGGUGCCCCAUCUCUUCCCACCCAGGAGCUCACACACACACAGUCUCCAUCUCCAAGGGAAAUUGGUGCUACAUGUUGGUGCUUCUUUUUCGUGGGGGGAGGGGGAGGGAAGGGCAUCCCAUGGGGGCCUUCCCUUCCCUGAACCCCUCUAUUAAGAUGGUGCACACCUUUGCUGGGCAAUCCCACCUCCCCCUGCCCACCAGGAGCCAUCCCUGGCUGCAUCCCACUGGUACCCAAGUGCCGAAAGCAUUGACGCUGGAUUUGGUGACACAACCCCUCUCUCUUCGGGUCUUUUGGUCCCAUACCCCUCUAGCAGUAGCUAUUUCCCACAUCCGGGACACCUUGGAGUCAUAAUGCUCCCACACUGGGAAUAGCUCCCUUGUUCUUGUGGAAUCCACCUGCCCGCUGUCCACCCUCCCGUCCGUCCGUCCAUCCCGACUGCCUAGUGCCACUAGCUGGCUGGGCACGCCCACUAUCAACCUGACUCACCUGUCAUGGCAGCCUGUACCCUGUUUCCACCCCCACCACACACCCCAAAUGCUGGCCUGGGGUGCGAGGGGUCGUGCGGGCUGGGGCAGGACUCUCCUCCCCACAUGCAGUACUGUAUCCCCGUCCCUUCCUGGGGCCACUCUAUUAUAGAGAGCGUCCCGCCACCCCACCUCCCCAUGUUUCGCUGUGAUAGAUCAAUAAAUAUUUUAUUUUUUGUCCUGGA